Messenger RNA from Monodelphis domestica (gray short-tailed opossum), 683 nucleotides. RefSeq names its product chromosome 7 C2orf15 homolog (gene C7H2orf15). The record is from RefSeq and is a predicted model, not a curated record. NCBI's taxonomy places the organism in Eukaryota, Metazoa, Chordata, Mammalia, Didelphimorphia, Didelphidae.
AUGGGAUUCUCUCUUAGUAAAUCUGCUACUCAAGUAUCGGCUAUACACAGUGAUUCAAAAGUAGAGGAUCAUUUAAUCCAAAGGACUGAAAAAAACAGGUUAAGCCCAGUGACUCAGUUAUUUCAAAAUACCAGAAAAAUAAGAUUAGAAGAUACAAUUCGAGGAGAAAACUUUACAGGCAAUGAAGAGAAUGGCAGAGAAUCUCGUUCGGGAAAAGAACUGGGUCCUGUGACAUAUGUUAAAGAAAGAGAUGGACUAGAAAUGAUAGAUGUAGAAUGAGGCUAUUUCUACAUUAUUGACAAACAUGCCCCUUUGGCUAAUUGCAAGGAGAGGAAGACAACGACGAGAGAUUGAGGGCGGAAAGAGCGAGAUCAAGGGAGGCAGGAAGAAAGGAAGAAACGAAAGUUACUGAAAUAUACACUUUUUUUUUUUUAAAUGAACAUAAGGCCAGACAGCAUCACAGACAACCUGGAGAUCUUUAAAAGUUACUGUCUGGAUUUCUUGCACAUUUUAAAAGAAAGCGAGCUUUACAAAACAGCUCUGCAGUUUGAGGAACGGAUUUUCAGAAUGCAAACUGUUGUGAGGGACUAGUCUGUUUCUGGUUACUAGUUCCAGCGCUUGACACAAUGACCUGCAGGUAGUAGGCUGCUUAAUAAACACUUGUUGGUUGACAGAAUGAUGCA